Molecule: messenger RNA, 1579 nt
Organism: Salvelinus fontinalis (brook trout)
Lineage: Eukaryota; Metazoa; Chordata; Actinopteri; Salmoniformes; Salmonidae
Product: neuroendocrine protein 7B2
Exons: 6
Coding region: 119-775 (218 amino acids)
Biological process (GO): neuropeptide signaling pathway; regulation of hormone secretion
Cellular component (GO): secretory granule
Molecular function (GO): enzyme regulator activity
Source: RefSeq, a predicted model, not a curated record
ACAGUGGUAGGCUAAUAAACUGUGGAGCAAGGACCGACUGCAUCCUCGUUCAGCAUUACAGGCUCUUGCUCCUCGCAUCCAGGAUACACGUGUUUUUAUCUCAUACCCGACACUAGCGAUGGCUUCGGCGGUCAGCUUGAGGAGAACAGUGCUGCUGAUUGUCCUAGCGGGGCUGGCAUCGGCCCGGAGCCCCCGCACGGCGGACCAGGUAUCAGAGGCCGACAUUCAGCGUCUCCUACACGGAGUCAUGGAGCAGCUGGGCAUCGCUCGGCCCAGGGUCGAAUACCCUGCUCACCAGGCCACCAACAUCGUGGGGCCACAGAGCAUCCAAGGUGGCGCUCAUGAGGGACUGCAGCACCUGGGUCCCUAUGGAAACAUCCCCAACAUCGUAGCUGAGCUGACAGGAGACAACAUCCCUAAAGACUUCAGUGAGGACCAUGGAUACCCCGACCCUCCUAACCCAUGUCCAGUGGGAAAGACAGCCGCAGAUGGGUGUCUGGAAAACGCCCCGGACACAGCAGAGUUCAGCAGAGAGUUCCAGAAGCAUCAGCACCUGUUCGACCCCGAGCAUGACUACCCUGCUCUGGCUAAGUGGAACAAGGAACUGUUGUACCAGAAACUGAAGGGAGGAGCCAAAAGAAGAAAAAGGAGUGUCAAUAACCCCUACCUGAUGGGUCAGAGGCUGAACAAUGUGGUGGCCAAGAAGUCUGUUCCCCACUACCCAGAAGAGGACGAAGACUAUCGCACCACCACUGCAACAAAAACCACCACCUAAACACACUGUUGUUCUAACAUUACUGGCCACCAUGUUCACUUCACAUUAUCUCAAGUAGAUUUAAGCAAUUAAGCCCGAGGGGGUGUGAUCUGGCCAAUAUACCACGGCUAAGGGCUCUUCUUUAGUACGACACAACGUGGAGUGCCUGGAUACAGCCCUUAGCCGUGGUAUAUUGGCCAGAUCACACCCCCUCGGUGCCUUAUUGCUAUUAUAAACUGGUUACCAACGUAAUUGGAGCAGUAAAAAUACCUGCGUUAUACGGUCUGAUAUACCACGGCGUCAGCCAAUCAGCAUUCAGGGCUCGAACCACCUAGUUUGUUUUAAAACGUCACAUCAGACAAGUAUGUUCUCUAAAUGUGUUACUUUUUCACCAUGACACAUCUUUGUUGACCUACGUAGCCUACUAACAAUGUUAGGUACGGUAACGCAGGGGUAUAUUGAUAUGUACCACUUGUGUACAAAAAGACAUUACCAUCUGUUGUCUGUUUUCAAUCUAUCAAAAUGACUUGCUCAGGGUGGAAAAUGUAACGAGCUUAUGAGUUAUUUUGUGCCUGUGGUCCACUGUGGCAUGCAAUUCAGUAAUAUUAGAGCAGCCUAUAAAGCUGAAUGUUGUCUCAAUUAUAUAUUGGAUCAAACCAAAAAUAUGCUGUUUGUGAUACAAAGUAUUUAGUCAAGUUGUUGUGAUUUUAGCUUUUUAAUAUUUUUUUGGGCUCAAGCCAUUAUCUAACUCUCUUGGUGUUUUUUUUGAUGAACAUUUGCUGUUAAUUCUUAAUAAUAUAAAAUAAACGAUUUACUCUGCAAGUU